This is a messenger RNA of Malassezia pachydermatis, 2301 nucleotides long. Its product is annotated as p-loop containing nucleoside triphosphate hydrolase protein. Bases 1 to 2301 code for a protein of 766 amino acids. Gene Ontology annotation, cellular component: cytoplasm; mitochondrial matrix. The transcript has a single exon. The record is from RefSeq and is a predicted model, not a curated record. Gene Ontology annotation, molecular function: ATP binding; ATP hydrolysis activity. Gene Ontology annotation, biological process: cellular response to heat. Lineage: Eukaryota; Fungi; Basidiomycota; Malasseziomycetes; Malasseziales; Malasseziaceae.
AUGGUGGCGCGGGUGCCUCUUGCCACCAGGUCGUCCCUACGUUCUCUUCACAUAUCCGCUGUGCGUGCUCAACAGCCACCGGGUGGUGGCGGUGGAUUUCCUGGUAUGCGCAUGAAUAUGCAAGGUCAGGGGGCGCAGCCUGGCGAGACGCUCGCGCAGUACUCGCAAGAUUUGACCAAACUCGCACGCGAAGGCAAGUUGGAUCCGGUCAUUGGCCGUGAUAGUGAAAUCCGACGUGCUAUUCAGGUGCUUUCUCGUCGUACGAAGUGCAAUCCUGUGCUUGUCGGUCCGGCCGGUGUAGGCAAGACGGCCAUUAUGGAAGGCUUGGCGCAGCGUAUUGUGAACAAAGAGGUGCCUGAGUCACUGCAAGACAAACGUAUUUGUGCGUUGGAUCUUGGCGCUCUUCUGGCGGGUGCCUCGUUUCGUGGCGCUUUUGAGGAAAGGUUUAAGGCGCUACUCAGCGAUAUUGAGGCUGAGCACGGAAAAGUCAUUGUAUUUAUUGAUGAACUCCAUAUGCUUUUGAACCUCGGUAAGGCGGAAGGUUCGGUGGAUGCGGCGAAUAUGAUGAAGCCUAUGCUGGCACGCGGUGUGCUUCAAUGUGCUGGUGCGACGACGUACGACGAGUACCGUCAGUACAUUGAAAAGGACCCUGCGUUGGCUCGUCGUUUCCAAGCGGUCUCGGUGCUGGAGCCAUCGCCUGAGUCUACCAUUGCCAUUUUGCGAGGUAUCCGCUCGCGAUACGAAGUGCACCAUGGUGUGGGCAUUAGCGAUGGUGCGCUGGUGACAGCGGCCAACUAUGCGUCGCGGUACUUGACCGAGCGCAAGCUGCCGGAUAGCGCGAUUGACUUGCUGGACGAAGCCAUGUCCAUGUUGCGUCUGCAACAGGAAAGCAAGCCUGAGUCUAUUGAGACGUUGGAUCGUGAUAUUUUGACGCUUCAAAUUGAGCUUGAGUCGCUUCGUCAUGAAGCAGAUCCGCUCUCGGAGGACCGCAAGAAAGCGGUAGAGAAGGAGCUGCGUGAGAAGCAGAGUGAGAACGCAGUGCUUACAUCCGCAUGGAUGGAAGAGCGCAACAAGCUCGACCAAGUGAAGGCCACAAAAGAACAGCUGGAAGAGGCGCGCAUUGAAUUGGAGCAGGCCACACGUGCAGGCAACUUCCAACGUGUGGCCGAGCUGCAGUACGGCCGCAUUCCCGAGCUGGAGGCGCAGCUGCCGAAGGAAGAAGAGCAUGCGGAGCGCAAGAAUACCCUGCUCCAUGAGCGAGUGACGAGUGAUGAUAUCGCGGCGGUUGUGGCGAAAAUGACAGGCGUGCCUGUACGUAAUCUGCUCAAGGGCGAGCGCGAGCGUUUGAUGGGCAUUGAAGAUGAGCUGCGCAAGCGUAUUGUUGGCCAGGACGAGGCUCUUCAGGCCAUUGGCCAAGCUGUGCGUCUGAGUCGCGCUGGUCUUAACUCUGCCAAGCGCCCUCUCGCUUCGUUCAUGUUCCUGGGCGGCACGGGUGUUGGCAAGACGGAGGCGGCCAAGGGCUUGGCACAGUUCCUCUUUGAUUCCGAGAAGUUGAUCCAGAUCAAUUGCUCCGAGCUGAGUGAGUCGCAUUCCGUAUCGAAACUGGUUGGUGCGCCGCCUGGCUACGUGGGCCAUGAAGAUGGUGGACAGCUUACGGAGCAGGUGCGUCGUCAGCCGUACUCGGUGGUGCUCUUUGACGAGAUUGAGAAGGCGAAUCGCAGUAUCCACACACUGCUUCUGCAGAUCUUGGACGAGGGCCGUCUGCAAGAUUCACAAGGACGCCUGGUAGAUUUCCGCCAGGCCAUCAUUAUCCUUACGUCGAAUGUGGGUGCCGAAGUGCUCUACGCCCCGGGUUCGACGGACGCAAAGGGCCAUGCCACGACAGAGUCGCGUACCCAAGUCAUGGCAGAAGUGCAGCGGGCCUUCCCGCCUGAGCUGCUGAACCGUUUGGACGAGCAGAUCAUCUUCAACAACUUGGCACCGGAAACGCUCAACGGCAUUGUCUCGAUCCGCCUCAACGAAGUGGAUAUGCGUUUGUACGACAAGCGCAUUUGCAUGCACGUCGACGAUGCCGCGCGAGACUGGCUUGCCAAGAAGGGCUACGAUCCAGCGUAUGGUGCGCGUCCACUCAACCGCUUGAUCCAGCGCAGCUUGCUGAACCCCCUUGCCUCGGACCUGAUCCAAGGUAAGGUGCGGGAAGGUGACGAGAUCGAAGUGCAUGUCAACGAGGCUGGCGACGGUCUCGAUAUCCUUGUGGCAUCGGGUGCGAAUACCGAUAUGGACGAAGACGCAUACCUGUAA